CGGUGGACGUUGUUUUUCGUGUUGGAAGGGCUGCGAUGGGGAUGGCCGUGCUAUGCUGUCGAGGACGGAGAAAACAGUUGUCGGGGCGGUUGGGGUUGCUGUUGUCCGUCGAUUCCAAGUAGAGAGGGCGGCCGGGCGCAUGAAGGCAACGCUUUUUAGGCGGCGGCAGAGGCUUCUGCUGCAGAGGGUGUUGGACGCCCCGGACUGCAUUACCACUUCGGAGGCCGUGGUUCAGCUGUGCGCUGCAAUCGGGUGUGGUGUGCUUCCUCGGGCGAUGCCACGUUGGUGGAUGAGGCGGAGAGUUGGCGGGACUUGGGAGGAUUUGCGGGUGUGCGAUGACGCGACAGACGACUACUUCCGGGAAAAGCUCCGCAUGUUCAGGAGAGUGUUCAUGGAGCUCACGGAAGCCUGUGCGGCUCAUUUGCAACGACAGGUGAUCUUUUACAGGGAGCCACUUCAGUCGGAGCAGAUCGUCACGUACGCGCUAUACAAGUGGGCUACAGGAGAGCCAUACGACAACAACACAUCAUCCUGCGACAUAGGCAGGGCUUUCAGAGUUCGAGCUGUGCGCGAUGCGACAACCGCUAUGUUGAGGGUGUACGGGGACAAGAUAUGGUGGCCAACGGGGGUGCGGAAACACGUCGUGCUACGAGCGUUUCUGGACAAGUGCUUUCCCAACUGCCAUGGCGCAGUUGACUGCACACACAUCUACGUGGACAAACCGGCGAACACGUCGAGCGAGAACUACUUCGACUGCAAGCACCGUUUCUCCGUCAUUGCGCAGGUGGUGGUGAACCUGGAUCUGCUCGUGCUUGACGUGUUCGUUGGAUAUCCGGGGAGCUGCCACGACAUUAGGGUGAUCCAACUGUCAAGUCUGUCGAGGCGCGCGGAGGAGGAAAUGUUGUUUUGUGGGCCGCCUAUCACGCUACCGGGAGGGGUGAGGACGAACGGGGGCGAUAACGGGUAUCCUCCUUCUGAAUGGGUAGUGGUGCCAUACGGAGGAAUCAAUCAGCACCCAGACGAGGAAAGGUUCGACACGAAGCAGAGGAACCGUUGAGGAUCGGGGGUCGUCGCCCUCGUCGUCACUCGGAGACAACGGAAUCUC
Chara braunii is the source of this 1105-nucleotide messenger RNA. The record is from the annotation of a GenBank genome assembly. NCBI's taxonomy places the organism in Eukaryota, Viridiplantae, Streptophyta, Charophyceae, Charales, Characeae.